Cherax quadricarinatus is the source of this 13273-nucleotide messenger RNA. RefSeq lists its product as uncharacterized. Gene Ontology annotation, biological process: cell differentiation; positive regulation of transcription by RNA polymerase II; negative regulation of transcription by RNA polymerase II. Gene Ontology annotation, molecular function: zinc ion binding; RNA polymerase II cis-regulatory region sequence-specific DNA binding; nuclear receptor activity. The record is from RefSeq and is a predicted model, not a curated record. Lineage: Eukaryota; Metazoa; Arthropoda; Malacostraca; Decapoda; Parastacidae.
CACUCUCCGCCAGCCAGUUGGUUCUCUGGUGCAAUGGGGGCCCGUUGAUUUGUGCCGUUCCUCCUGCAUUUUGCAGUGAUAUUGCUGCCAUAUCGUUGCUACCGUUGAUGUGGGAAGGUGGCGAGGUGUGCACCAAGCCAAGGCGGCACCCACCAGUGUUUCUCUGGCCAUUUUAACCAGGGAAAAAAAGGAAAGUUUUGUGUUGUCCGGUUUAGCAGGAUGAUCAGUGGUUGGUGUGGGAGGAACCAUGUGCUGAGACCCAGUGUGGCUGCAUUAUCAUCUUGCAACAUUCUUCACAGUUGCUAUGUUGAGUGAUAGCACGCCUCGGCACUCAUAUAUAACUUAAAUAAGGAGGGAGUGCAUGGCAGUGUGCAGUCUUAGCUUCAAGGCGAACGAAAAUUUCACGAUGCGUGUGCAAAUGAAUGGAAUACUUCGUUAAUUUGUAUUGCAAUCAUGGUUAUUGUGAUUGACACAGCUUGUUCCCUGUGACUUGACACCUCGUACUCUCUCUUGACACUACAUAUGUUCAUAUUAAUCGCCGAUUCUUCAAGAAAUAAGACGAUAUUAACGUUAGUGAAGUUGCUCGGAUUAAUCAGAGUAAGUGACGUUAACCAGCGGAGAAAUAUUGACGUAGUGACUCACUCAAAAUUAAUUAUGUGACCUUGAUCUUGCGUCAUAAAGCUGGUAACCUUUAUUAUAAUAACCUUGAUAAGGUUUGAAGUGAGUGUAUGCUCACCUGUUUGUGGCUGCAGGGGUCGAGACAUAGCUCCUGUGAGUGUUAGUGUGUGUUGGUGCAGUCGAGAGCUGUCACCAUCGACCGCGCAACCGCUGCUGCUGCUGCUGUUUGUGUGCUAAUGUUACAACUGUUGCCAAGGAGAUUUAAUGAAAUUAACGAAGGUUUGAUGGAUUACGUGGCUAGUAGAGGAAGCGAGAUAUGGCGAGGCAGUGACUUAAACAAGCACUAGUGAUAGUGAUCAAAUCAAGCAAGAACUCUUUUUAACAAAUUGUAAAAAUGUUUGGUUGUUCAGUGAAGAAAAUAAGCCAGCUCUAGUGUAAAGUGAAAAAAAAUAAGCCAGCUCUGGUAUCAAGUGUAAAAAAUAAGCCAGCUCUAGUGUAAAGUGAAAAAAAUAAGCCAGCUCUAGUGUCAAUUGAACAAAUAAACAAGCACUAUUGACAAAAUAAGCCAGCUUUAGUGUCAAGUGAUAUAAAAUAAGCAAUCACAGCUGAUAUACAGUAAGCCAGCUUUAGUGACAAGUGAGAAAAAUAAGCAAGCACUACUAACAAAAUAAGCGAGCACAGCUGACAAAAUAAAUAAGUACUACUGACAAAAUAAGCACUACUAACAUAAAAAUAAAUAACAAGCACAACUGACAUAAUAUAAAAUAAGCAAGCACAACUGACAUAAUAUAAAAUAAGCAAGCACAAAUGAUAUAAUAAGCAAGCACAACUGACAAAAUAAUUUAGCAAGCGCUGCCAACAUAAAGUGAGCAAGCACUACUGGCAUACAGAAUAAGCUGGCUCUGGUGAGUAACUUAGCAGUCUUAAUAACGAUUAGAACAAUUAGUUUAUAGUGACGAGUGAAACAAGCACUUUCUAGGAACCCUCGUCCAGGUGUGGUAAUACCUGGCUUGAACCCCACCACAUCUGCGCUCUGGCCUCAUAACAUGAGAGCUAUUAUCGUUUUUUGAUGAAAACAAGAGAGCAAAAUGGGUUAGAUAUAGGGGGAGUCGGCUACUGGCCCUGGGCUAACGACUCCUCCUACCCAUACACGCCUUGCCCCCAUUAGUAGAUGGGGAAUGAGCUACAGGUGCUGUGAUGGGUAUUUAGCACCUGUAGUGGCUACAUCUACAACAGCUGUGUAAAUAUUACACCUGGUAUCAUCCCCCAGAUAACCGCGCCUUCGUCAGGUGUCAGUGAUGACCGCCAUGAUGGUGGGUGGCGGUGGCUUCAUGGGAGGAGUGGGUGGCAUGAGUCGGGGUGGGCUGGCAGCGCCGCCCACCACCACUGCUACCACCACUACUACUACCACCCCAGGGACCCACCACAACCUCCGGCUCCCCUCGCCACACUCCCCUCCUUCCCCAACCUCCAGUGACUCCCCUACUUCCCCUGCCAGUCCUGGUCGACACAUGGGCAACAAGGCAUGCGGCGUGUGUGGAGACGUAGCCAAGUCCAUGCACUUUGGAGGCCUCUCGUGCGACUCCUGCAAAGCCUUCUUCAGACGCUCAGUACAAAACAACGCUCACAAGGGCUUUACCUGCCCUUAUGAAAAAAAAUGCAUAAUAGCCGUCUCAUCCAGAAAAGCUUGUCAGUACUGUAGAUUUCACAAAUGUCUAUCAAUUGGGAUGGAAAAGGGAUGGGUGAUGACGGAGGAGGAACGCAGGAAGAUGAUGCAGCAACGCCAAGAGAAAAAGAACAAAGAUGAACAUAAAAAACAUAAUUUGUCCAAUAAUCCAGAAAGAUACACUCUGAGUGAGGAAGAACAAACUGAGAUAUCCACUAUUGUAUCUUUGUAUAAAAAGGCCUACCAGGAUAUCCCAUAUGAAGAUAGUGGUCCACAAGAGGGAGCAGUAGGGGUUAUGUCACCAUGGAUGACAUUCUGUAAGAGAAUUGGAUAUUUUUUUUCACUCUUCCAAGAAUUUGCUGACCUUCCAAGCAGCGACCAAGCGCUACUGCUGAAAACAGCAAUUACAUCGGCAUGUAUUAUCAUGGGUUCUGUUGUUUAUGAUUCCAGUACUGGCAAGUGGCCAGGCAAAAGUAUAAAUAGAGGUGGCUUUAUGCCCAAUGUGACGCAAAAAAAUGUAGAACGAUUAGUACCUGCUGAGCUUAUGUCACGUGUUGAGCAUUUUUUCCGCAAGUUCCAGCAAGUGUGUCCCGACGAAACUAUGGCAAUGAUACUCAUACUAGUGGCCCUGUAUUCCCCAGAAUUAAUGGGAUUAGAGGCUAAAGAUACCAUUCAAGGGCUACAAGAUCGUUAUACACGUAUCUUGCAGAGGUAUGUAGGAUGGAAGUACAAAGAGCAUUCAUCCCUAAUGUUUCCCAAAGUUAUUGUCUCUCUUGCUGAUAUUCGAGAGUUAGCCGAGCGUACUUGUCAGAUGCGAAUACAGCAGGGUGUUGUGGCAAAUGUGCCUUCCUUAUCAUCAUUUCUGUCGAGGCCUGAGUCUAGUUCAUCGUCUACAUCUUCAAUGGACAUGAGCGAGGAGGGAAAUACAGUUCAAAAUGCAAAUAAUGAAAUUGCACAAAUUAAAGAAGAAUGUGAUGUCCAGUGCGAUAAAACAAGGAAGGUGGGAACUGCCCAUAAAGCUGGUCAUUUAGAAGAUACGAGUGGAACACGUGAUCAUACAUACCAAAAAAUUAUGCAGAAGAUUAUGGAUCAGAUGCAUAGUUCCUCCAUAUAUAUGCAGGCUCCAUCGCUUCUUCCAUUCAUCAUCCAGAUUGUCAAAAAAGUUGGUGCUGGUAAUCCCACCGGGACCUCUACUCGACUAUCUUUCUCAAGCCCAAAAGCUAGCAGGCCGCAACAGACCAAGCAUCACCGAAUAGGUUCCAAACGCCGCAUGGUCGAAAUCAAACAAGAAUGCGUGGACGAAAGCUGUGACACUCAAGAUCUGCCAUCUCCCAUCCCAAGUGUGCAUCCUAGUUCUCACAGCCAGUUUAACCUGCAGACUGAGCCCCAAAUUCCUCAUAAUCAGGACGUACAGCAGCUUCUCCAUCAGCCUGCUCCUUCACCCCCACAACCAACACUUUCUUGUACUUAUCCAGUGUCGCCAAUGGAAUCUACUAAUUCUUUUGACAUGCUUCCACUCUCACCUUUACAUACCUCAAAUAUAAGAUUGUCUCCACACCCCAUGCCAUCACUUGGUUCCAACCUUUCUGUUGAUUUGCUGUCUACUCAGACAGCCCACAUGGUUCCUGUUGCACCAUACACUCCCCCAGCACCAGUUCCAUCACCAAACAUCCUUGUUAAACAGCCAAGCAUGGAACCCGUGGCGGACAUGCCACUACCAUCACCCAUUGCUGCACCCUCGCCCUACUCAGACACGUCGAGCUCCUCCCCAGAGAGUUCCCAGUCGCCACUCACUGAGCUCUUUUCUGAAGAUCUUUCAAAUGUAGAAAUAGAUGUACUUACACAGUUGCUUGAUUAUGUUUCCAACAUUGACAACUUUGAUAAUGUGAGCUCACUUAAAGAAAUCUUGCCACCACAUCUUCUUACCGAACUUCAAACAAAACUGUGCUCAUACUCAUUGAAACAUGAAUAGCAGAAAAUACAAAUUUACAGUGUUUUAAGCUUCAGUUUACUCCCACAAGCAGGAAAUACGUACAUGAUGUCUAGACUUUGUGAAAGGCUGUUAUCAAGUCGAUAUAUUUAUCAAGUGUAUUUUCAGUGUAUUGGUACAAUUUAUAUUUGUGCUAAUAAGUGUUUCACAAUGCUUUCAAAUGUACUAGAGUACAUGUCUUGAAUUUCAAAGCAACAAAUAAGAAGACUUGUUUGAUUGAAAACACAAAGAUUGAAAACUAAGUGGAAAACAAGUGGCAAAAGUUAAGUAAAAGGGAUUAAAAGUGACUUAGAAAACUUGUUCAGUCAGGAAGUACCGUAAAACUGUUUGGAAAUGUCAUAUACUCGAGAAACAAGCCCAUAACAGUCCUGAAAAUUAUUUUGUGACAUCAUAUGCACGCACAUUGAUGUUUUGUGAUAUACCAUAGUUUACAUUGGCCUGGGAGAUGAAUUGUGAUUCUAAUAAUCAAAAUCAUCAUCUAGAAUUGUUGAGAAAUAUCAGUCUUGUUGUUUUGCUCUGGUAAUACUUCAUGUUACACAGGUUCACCAAAAAGGUUACUGAAUGUUAUACUUAGUGAAGGCUUCUUGAACACCACACUUCAUCAAGAGGUCAUCUCUCAUAGCUGCUCACUUUAAGCACAUGUAAUAGCUGGAGUAUUGGUUGCAAUGAUUUUUUAAGUUGACAAAAGUGUCUUUAAAGUGGAGAUAAGAGGAAUUGUAUUAUAAAUACUGUAUGUGAGAGUGUUUCUUGCAAUAUUGUUUUCUUCAGUUACUACUGAGUCAACCUAAUAUUGUAUUAGCUGUCAAUCUGCAUGUAAAGCCAUUGUACUAUGAAAGGAAACAUGGUUUAGUGAUUACCAUAUGCGGUGUAUAUUUACCUAGGUAGUAUUUAAAUUUUGGUCGUAGUUUCCAUCCCAGUUAUUUGUAAAAGAUUAAACUGAAUACUGACUUUAUGUAGAGUUUUUUAACAAUUUUUUUAAAUACAUCCUUUAUUUUUUUAUUAAAAAUAUACCUUUAUCUGUUAUGCAUCUGGGUACAGGAGGGUCCUGCUUAUACAGCAGGUUAGGUUCUGGGCUACUGUGAGUGUCCCACUUAUACAGCAGGUUAGGUUCUAGGCUACUGUGAGUGUCCCACUUAUACAGCAGGUUAGGUUCUGGGCUACUGUGAGUGUCCCACUUAUACAGCAGGUUAGGUUCUGGGCUGCUGUAAAGCAAAACCACUGUAAAGUGAAACAUAGCCUUUUUUCAUGUUCAAAUGCAUAUAACAGCCUGAUAAAAUGUUUACACUAUCAUAAAGGCCUAAAAAAUUGCAUGUACGAUACACACAUUCUUACCUUAAAAUAUUUUCGUACUUAGCGUAUAGUGAGUGGUGAAUAUAUUUAUUGUAGGUAGUCUGAAUAAAUGAUGAAAGGGUAUAAUUGAAAACAGCUGUAUUAGCAAAACACUGUAGAGUGGGGCCCUCCUGUAUACAGUGAUUUAUUAUGUUUUUGGAGUUCCUGAGUUCUGUAUAUUAAAGAAUCUGUACCUGGAUUGUGCAAGUUACUACACUCCUGUUUCUCUCUUUCAUUACUUGGCUUUACAACACGUGUACUGUUACUUGAAAUGAGUUCUACCAAAAAAACUGUGCUGACAGCGAGUCUCAAGCCUUACUGUUACGUCAACGAGAACUCUGUGUCUGGACAGGUUAUUGGCCCGUAUAUUUAUUGAAGUUGUGACACUUGAACACGCAGUUUUAGUUUGAUAAUAUGAUUCAUUGUAUACCUUAGAAUUAUUCUGUGGUAAAGCUGCAAUUCAGUAUGAUCAAGGAAUGGUAUGAUAGAUGCUUUUGAUGUGAAGAUUAGAUGCCUUGGAUAGACACUGCUUUCUCCUGGAGAAAUAAAAAUGGAAAUAGAGACUUGUGUGUAGGCUGGGCAUGGACAAUGGAAAGGUAACUUUAUGAGAUAUCACAAGCAUAAAUAUAUAUAGGUAUCGGAUAUCUAAUACAGUGGACCCCCGGUUAACGAUAUUUUUUCACUCCAGAAGUAUGUUCAGGUGCCAGUACUGACCGAAUUUGUUCCCAUAAGAAAUAUUGUGAAGUAGAUUAGUCCAUUUCAGACCCCCAAACAUACACGUACAAACGCACUUACAUAAAUACACUUACAUAAUUGGUCGCAUUCGGAGGUAAUCGUUAUGCGGGGGUCCACUGUAUACUUAAGCUUACUAGAAUAGCAAAAUUUAAAUUAAUUUUUUUGUCUUUGGAUUAAAAUAAAAUAUAUAUGCAGUACAUAAAUACUAAUGCUUAAUGCUGUCAGAAGUGCAUGCUUGAUCUAAACUGAAAAUUCAUAUCAUAAAAACUAGGAUUUGAAAUUUUUACUAUAGGCUAAGACAAUGUAACAAUGGUCUACCUACCUGGAGUCUACCUGGAGGGUGUUAUGGGGUCAGUGCUCCUGUGGCCCGGUCCAUGACCAGGUUUCGCGGUGGAUCAAGGCCUGAUCAACCAGGUUGUUACUGCUGGCCACACGUACUCUAAUGUACUGGUACUGGUAAACCAAUCAGUUCAUAUAAUAGUUAAUACAACGGUGAGAAUGAAGGUUAGUUUGUGCAAUUUAGAGUGAUGUUGACUGAAGCUUGAUGCUUGUUAGAAACAAUGACCUCUGUUGUUUCAUAGAAGUCACAUGGAAUAUAUAAGGUAUGACAGGUUCUCCUUGGUGCCUCGUCAACCAUCUCAAAGCAAAAGAAUGAGUUUGGAGAGUGUAAUGUGAGAUGAUCAAGGAUACAGUGUGUGUGUAACUGUGUCCUGGUACAUAGUUAGCCACAUACUGUAUCUUCAUGAAAAAACAAGCCAUGAAACAGGUGGGAUUCAAGCCCAUGGCAAGUGAGUCGCAAAACUCACUCACUGUGGGUUCAAAUCCCACCUGUUUGUGGUUUAUUUGCAAUCAUGUUAUUAGCAUUUUGUGAGUCGUGUAUCUUAAUGUAUUGUUGUCUGACCACAGGUGACUACUACUACUACUACUACUACUACUACUACUACAUCAUUCCAGUGAGUUUUGUUAUGCGUUAGGCUAGUGCAUUAAUACAUAGUUUUCUCCUCCAUGCGGUUUGUUAUAUCAAGUAAUUGACUGGCCACCUGUCUGCUGUUCCAUACCUUUUUUUUAUACAAAAUUGUUUAUUUAAGAUCCUUUCUGAAAUUAAUUAUGUUCUGUAUUAUUUUAUAAUUGAGGCCAUAUUUACACAAUCGUGACUCAUUUGAUCUAAUGUUUCAUGUUGCAGUUAGAAAUUAGCAAGUAAAAUAUUAUCUUCUUUAAGAAGCCCUUCAGCAAGAGGUGCCUUUAUGCCACUGAAGGGCUAUUAGUCCAGAUUAUUGAAGAUGGCCUCUGUUUACUCAGCUUAAAUGUGAUUACAGUACUUGACGAAUUAUCACCCAUGGUGAUAAUUCGUCAAGGUCAUCGAUAAAUAAAGAAUGAGACACUUGUUCAACAUUUGGCAAUCUUUAUUGAGGAAACAUUUCCUCAAUAAAGUUGGCCAAAUGUUACACGUGUCUCAUUCUUCAGCUUUCCGGUUUUCAAAACCAUUUACAUAAUACGUCAUUGAUAGGUGUAAUGACGUGGUUGAGCCGUGUAACCUGGGUGAUGCUCUAUGAGGUUAAUGUGAAAAGUUCUCGUCAGCAAACCCAUCAAUGAUGGGGGAUGAUGCUCGUAAAGAGCUCUUCGUCCAAAAAAUUGGAGCCAUCAUCCUCUUCCUCAGAUUAAACCUGAUCACCUCUUAUUCCUGAGAUGCUGUGUGUCCUCUACGGGUUUAAUACUCCCCCUACCUGUGAGUAUUUUUACUUUGCAUUACAGUGGCUCCAGGGGUUAUUGCCCCCCUGCUACCUGGUCCUAAACCAUGCCUGCUGGUUUAGCUGCCCAGAUUGACCAGUCUGUUGGUGCUGACUGCCUGAAGUCCAUCAUACACACCACAGCCUGGCUAAUCAGGAGCUGACUUGACAAACUUAUCAAGUUUUCCCUUGACAACAGCUAGAGGUUUGUUGGUAAAUUUCCCUCAUGCAUGAAGGCAGUAUGUUAAAGAUUCGUUCUUGAUAAUCCUGUGAGAGACGACUUAGUUAUUAAUGUAUGUGAAUUUGUAAAGGUGAUCUGAUUUCAGUACAUUUUGUAUAUGGGAAAAUAAAAUUUUCUGCUUGGGCUUGAUGCUGGGGAAGGACUUUUUAAUCCAAGAAGUGGAGAAAUUCAAUUAUCUGCUUACUUGGGACCUUCAAGAAAGGUAACUUCAUGCUAGGAAAGGACUCUUGUUCCAAGGAAUUAGUGGUAUCCUUUGUUUAAACUUGAUUACCUCCCAUUUCCCAGGUGCCUUAUGAUCCUAGUGGAUUUACCGCUUUCUAUGAAUAUAAUAACAAAAUAAUAAUUAUAAUUCUUACCUGGAAUCCAUACAACUGUGGUAAUGUUUUACAGCUGAGAAAUUUGCUCGGGUAAUUAGCAUUUUGUGCAAAACAGGGAAGGCGAUAUAUUUCGUCCUUUGAAACGGUCACUCUCAAAAAAAAAUAGCUUUAUCAUUUUAUCUGAAUCUCCUUUGUGGCUUUCUCAACACCCAUCAACCUUAAUAUUUUUGUACACUGCAUUAAAACAACUUGGUCAUCAGUACUGGCAACAUUGACAACAUUAGUUUAUUAAAGGCUUCAAAAUGUUGACUAAAAUGUGUGAAUGGUGAUGUUUUGGUACCUUUUUUUUUUUUUCUGCAAUUCAUUUUACAAGCUAAGAGCUGUUACACUUCAGCUCAUUUACAGCAGCAGUUGCUGCUGAGUUAUUGAGGAAAUACUUUUGUAAUUUUGGGUUACUAGACAUAAUUGUGUCAGAUGAUGCUGCAUACUUUGUAUUAAAAGAGCUGGAAGCCUUCUUCAUUAAGAAUAGAAUUGAAUAUGUUACUCCAGCCCCAUACCAUCCAUCAUUAUAAGAACUGUUUUUCUGCAGCUCAUUUAAAGCCAAGAUCUGUUCUUCCUCGGCUCAUUUACAGGCUAAGAGCUGCUCUGCCUUAGCUCAUUUACAGGCUAAGAGCUAUUCUUCAUUAGCUCAUUUACAGCCAAGAGCUGUUCUUCUGCCUCAGCUCAUUAUCAAGCCAAUAGCUGUCAUUCAACCUCAGUUCAUUUUAAAGCCCAUCCCUUUUCAUGGUACAGUACAUGUAUAACAACCCACUAGAAUGCAACCUAUGACACUGGAUUAAUGCCCUGGUACCUAUUUACUACUAGGUGAACAGCGACAGUAUUGAUGUAAGGAGACUUGCCCCUUGGGUCUUGCUCUGCCAGGGAAUUGAACCCUGGUCCUCUUAGGUGUGAGUUGAAUGUUCACUGGGGGUUUAAAAGUCAUUUAUUUUGGUUGUAGAUGUCUUCUGUUUAUGUAACUGAAAUAUUGAAGAAUAAAAAGGCAUAAUAACAUAACUGGAACAAUACACAAAUAAUUGCACAUAGGAGAGACACUUAUGAAGGUGUUUCGGUCAGACUUGGACCAUUGACCAGUUAAUGGUCCAGGUUGGACUGAAAUGUCGUAAGUUUCAUUCUCCAGCGUUUGGGUUAUUUGUGUAUUGUUCCAGUUACAGUAUUGUGCCUUUUUAUUCUUUAACAUCUAAUAAAUCUUAGAGGAACUAACAGUUUUCAAAAUAUUGUAGCAUGUUUCAAGAAAAAUCAUGGGAUGAUAAGUGGUUUCAAGAGGACAAUAGAUGAGACUAUAGCAUACAUGAUGCAGAUUGCAGCCAACAGCCUGGUGUGUCACGUGGUCACCUCAAGAACAUUUACUGUACUUCAGCUGCUUCAAGCAGAUGAAUUUUGAAGGAUUGUAAGGUUGUAUUACAGAUCACUUUUGUUAGAGAGGAAAGGGGAAGUGUAGUGAUGCUUGCAAAAGGCUGUUGAUUCAAGGAAUUGGAAUUAUUCUUUCCUUUCUCAGAUCAAACUUGAUUACCUACCAUUUCCCAGGGAUUAUAUGACCUCUGGAAUUUCACUGUUUCUCUAUAUACCAAAUAUUCUGGCAUCUGAGGUGCACGAGCACAUAAGGCACACCUCAAUUUUGACAAGCACAUUCUAGGAGGAAUACAAAAAUGCAUAACUUGUUUCAAAAUGAUAGCAAACCAGUGGGCGACUGUUUGUGUGCACAGUUUAGGUGCGAGAGGUGGGACCUUGUGCAGUCUGCCCUCUGCUCCACCCUCACCAGCCACCAUAAACAUAGAUGCCUGUUGUUUACUGAUGGCUACCUUAAAAUUAUACAGAUGCUUCUUGCUUUACAAUAGUUUAACUUAAAAUAUUUCAACUUACGAUGUUUCGAGUUUACAAUGUUGCAUUAGCGAUGCACAUUCAUACUGUACUGUAAAUUUAUGUAUCAUGUCUUAAUACACAUUAAUUAUUAUUAUUAUUAUUAUUAUUAUUAUUAUUAUUAUGAUAGGAUAAACUUGUAUUCAUCUAUUUACAUUUCAGUACUGGUAUUUAGUUCCAUUAAUUAUUUUUUAUUUACUUAUUCAGUGACAGUACUUAUUUAUUUAUCUUAUUUGACGUACAAUAUUUUCAGCCUAAGAUGGGUUUGUCAGAACGUGACCCUAUCGUACAUUGAGGAGCAUCUGUAUAUACAGCCGUUGAAGUUGGUCUGUUUAUUAUGUACUCUUAGUAUGCAAAUUAUAAUUUUUAGUAGUCACUAAUCACUGGAGAGUGAUCUGGGUAACAGUUAUAUAGGUGGGUUGUUUUUGAGUUUGCCAAUAAUGCAGCACUGAAACCACCGCUUGCCAGUAACUCGUAGCCUUCCUUUGUUCCUGACCUUGAGCAUAUAAGGUGUAGGGUGAUAUUUUAAGUCGUGUUUUGGGAAAACAGAACUCCUUAAAUACCAAAAUACAGGGCAUUUUAAGAAGAUGGACCUGAUUUCAAAGCAGUAUAUACUGAAAUUGGGUCAGUCAUUUUGAAACAUCCUGUAUAUGGAAAUACAGUGUUUUCAUUGAAUUUUGCCAUCAUUUAGGAUUUAAUCCUACACAUGACGGCUAAUGGUAAUACUCUGGAAUAUUCCUCGGUAUUCAUGGAAAAAAGAAUAGAAAGUAAAUCAGUGCAGCUCAGGGUAUAGAUAUUAGAAAAGAAGCACUACAGCUUUAGGAGCCACACAGUGUGGAGAAUGGGAGGUAAUGAGAGUUUUGAAGCACAGUAAGGGAGAAUAGCUCUUAAUUCUUUGAAUCAAAAGCCCUCCACCAGCCCCUUUCUGCCAGGAUCAAGGCACCCCUUGUCCACUUCCCUUGAUGGGUCAGGGUAAACACUUGAAGGUUUUAUUAAAUAAAUUUUGAAGAUCGGAAUCACUUAUGGCACUCUGCAAGACUCGUGUUGCUUUUAGAUAGCAUUAUUGUAAAACGUGCCUCACUGAUUCACUAAUAACUUGUAAAUUUGUUUGUUUACUUCAGGAAAUUGUACACAGCUUUAAAAUUACACUGUACAUGAAGAAAGUCACAGAGGAGUUGUUCACUCGUACAGUGAUUCCUGGGAUGGUGGCCCUCGCAGUCCAGUCUUGGGGAGCUCUCCGGGUGAAGGGUCAGGUCAUUCAGAUUGUUUUUGUGUAAGCAUUGCAAUAGUAAGAAAGGAGAGUUCUGUACAGUUCGAGACAUUUAUUAGAUGAGAUGUUUUGUCACUUGGGGUUUCUUCAGUCAAAUACAAAGGCAGCAGGUAAAGUAGUGGAAUGAAGAGAAAUAGUAUUUGAGGUGGUCAGUCCCUCAGCCUGGAGGAGAGUUCAGCUGCACGGUCUGGAACAACAUGAAGCUGAAGCUGAAGCUUCAUACUGUUCCAGACCAUGGAGCUGACCUCUUCCCCAGACUGAGGGACUGACCACCUCAAAUACCAUUUCUCCAAGGUUGAUGGACUGAAUACAUCAUCUUCAUUUCUUCUGCCUCUGUAUUUGACUGAAGAAGCCUACUGUGUUGGCAAAACAUUUCAACAACUUAGUUAUCUCUAUAUUAGGACUGAAGAAGCCACUCGGGGCAAAACAUUUCCUCUAAUAUAUGCCCUGAACUGUACACAAGUGUCUUUUUCCACAUCUUGUUGGUACCACCAUACCAUUUUUGAAUUUCCAGUAGAAACAUUUACUAUAGAUGUGUGUGUGCCUCUGGCAGCUGUAGACAAGUACGGUAAUUUGCUAAGGGUCACAAUGGUUCUUCACAGUCAGAUUAGCUGUUCUUUCAGCAUAAGUGGCCCAAGGCUUUAGAUUUAUUUGUUUUUUGUGUAUACAGUGUAACUGUUAACCUUUUAAAGAAUAAAAAGGCACAACACCAUGACCAGAACAAUACACAAAUAACCCGCACAUAGGAGAAUGAAACUUACGAUGAUGCUACUGGUUCAAGUUGGACCAUUAACAUCAUCAAAUAACCCACCUAUGUGUGGGUUAUUUUUAUAUUUACCUUUUCUUAUGUAGGUGUUAUUCACUCUGUUUCUUAUAAAGGAAAGGUUUGUCAUUAGUGUUUGUUCAAAGCUUGCAGUUACAUGAGGUAUGAAGAAUAACUGUGGAAGCAUGAAAAAAGUUGUGAAAGCCUAUGUACAGAUGCUCCUUGCUUUAUGAUGGUUCGAAUUACAAUAUUUUGACUUUAUACCUCUGCAUAUUCUGUACUGUACUGCUGUAUGGUACUGUACAUUUAUUGAUAGGACAUACCUGUAUUCAUUUAUUUACUUUUUCAUUUAUUUACUUACAUUCAUAUUCGAUUUGCAAUAUUUUCAACUUACAAUGGUUUCUCUGGAACAUAACCCCAUUGUAAGUUAAGGAGCACCUGUGUACUCCCAGGAGCGAAGGUUCAGGUAGUUCUGAGUAAAGUGAGUUAUUAUAAAAUGUGCAGAGAGAGCAGUUUACUAUGCUAUGUUGGUGAAAGGUUGAUGUGUUGACAUCUGAACAUACAGUAUGUGCUUUUAGUGUAGUGGCUGAUGCAUCAGUGUGCUAGUUAGUGGUAGCUGAAACAACAGUAGGAGAAAGGCAGAGUACAAGGAGAAUUGUGUCAGUGAGUAAAUGGAAAUGAAAGUGAAUGAAAUAAAAAA